Molecule: messenger RNA, 1601 nt
Organism: Seriola dumerili (greater amberjack)
Lineage: Eukaryota; Metazoa; Chordata; Actinopteri; Carangiformes; Carangidae
Product: isocitrate dehydrogenase [NAD] subunit alpha, mitochondrial
Exons: 11
Coding region: 51-1148 (365 amino acids)
Biological process (GO): isocitrate metabolic process; tricarboxylic acid cycle
Cellular component (GO): mitochondrion
Molecular function (GO): isocitrate dehydrogenase (NAD+) activity; magnesium ion binding; NAD binding
Source: RefSeq, a predicted model, not a curated record
GUGUCAGAGUGAGUGCUCCCUCACAGAGGAUCUUUGUCCCGGAGUGCAGUAUGGCCGGCAGCGUGUGGAGGUCAAUGCUGGUGGUGGGGGGGGCAGUGAGGAGACCCGCUCUGUCUUCAGCUUCCUUCUCCAGAGGGAUGCAGACAGUGACACUGAUCCCUGGUGAUGGGAUUGGACCGGAGAUCUCCACUGCUGUGAUGAAGAUCUUUGAAGCUGCCAAAGCUCCCAUCAGAUGGGAGGAGAGGAACGUGACAGCCAUCAAAGGACCUGGAGGGAGGUGGAUGAUUCCUCCUGACGCUAAAGAGUCGAUGGACCGGAGCAAGAUCGGACUGAAAGGACCCCUGAAGACACCCAUCGCUGCAGGUCACCCCUCCAUGAACCUGCUGCUCAGGAAGACCUUUGACCUCUACGCCAACGUGCGCCCCUGCGUCUCCAUCGAGGGCUACAAGACCCCGUACACCGACGUCAACCUGGUCACCAUCCGAGAGAACACUGAGGGCGAGUACAGUGGGAUCGAACACGUGAUCGUGGACGGCGUGGUUCAGAGCAUCAAGCUGAUCACUGAGGAGGCGAGCAGACGCAUCGCUGAGUAUGCCUUCGAAUACGCCAGGAACAACCAGAGGACCAGCGUGACGGCCGUCCACAAGGCCAACAUCAUGAGGAUGUCUGACGGUCUGUUUCUGAGGAAAUGUCGUGAGGUUGCAGAGAACUACAAAGACAUCAAGUUCACUGAGAUGUACCUGGACACUGUGUGUCUCAAUAUGGUUCAGGAUCCGACCCAGUUUGAUGUCCUGGUCAUGCCCAACCUGUACGGAGACAUCCUGAGUGACCUGUGUGCUGGUCUGAUUGGAGGACUUGGGGUCACGCCCAGCGGGAACAUCGGAGCCAACGGAGUCGCCAUCUUUGAAUCGGUCCACGGCACCGCCCCCGACAUCGCCGGCCUGGACAUGGCAAACCCCACCGCCCUGCUGCUUAGCGCCGUCAUGAUGCUGCGUCACAUGGGUCUGCACGACCACGGCAACAAGAUCCAGGCGGCGUGCUUCGACACCAUCAGAGACAAGAAGGUGCUGACGAAGGAUCUGGGGGGAAACUCCAAGUGUUCAGAGUUUACAGCCGAGAUCUGCCGUCGCAUCCAGGACCUGGACUGAGGCUGCAGAGAGGAGCUGAUGUAGGAGCACAAGACUCCGCCCACCUGGACCACUUCAUGGGGGGGGGGUGUUAGAGCUGCAGUUUUUCUCUCACCUGUAUUUACCUGUAUUUGAAUCUGUCUUUGCUGUAAGGAGAUGAUGAUGUUGAGGGGGCGGGGCUUCUACAGCAGCUUACCUGUAUCAGUUACAUUCUCAGAAAACAUGCGCACAACUUUGACAUGACCAAGGUGGAAACAUUUCAGAACAUCAUCUUUAGGUUCACAUUAAUAAUAAUAAUAAUAUCACACUCCUUGUGUUCUCUGGACAGUUUGGAUAUUUGAUAUUUUUUUAACGGUGGUCCAAUGUAACCGUAACUCUUUAUUUAUUAUUUCUACUUCCUGUUACUGUCUCCUGCUGCUCUUCAGUUUCACAGAUCCAGAUCUAUGAGUUUAUAUAAAGGAAGAUAGAGCCAGA